CGAUGUGGUGGACUAGAACCAUGCAAUAAAUUCCUCUCUUUUGCACAGAGAAAUGACCACAUAAACACACAAUUCCCCUCCAUCACUUCCCAUUUUAUUGUACCCACAAUAAAACACACACACUCUCUCUCUCUCUUCUCUUAUCUUCUCUUCUUCGCUGAGCAAAAAGAAAGUAACCCAAAAGAAAGGAAAAAGAGAAACAAAGAUCAUAUAUAGAGGGGGAGAGAGGAUAUAUUACAUGGAGAAAGGAGAAGAGAGAGUUGCGCUUCUAAAUGGAGAAAGAAAAGAGUUGGAGUUGGAGAGGGGGGUGGGGUUGGGGAGGAGAGUAUGGGAGGAGUCAAAGCAGCUGUGGAGGAUUGUUGCACCAGCCAUAUUUAGCAGGGUGGUCACGUACAGCAUGAAUGUGAUCACGCAGGCCUUCGCCGGCCACCUCGGCGAGCUCGAGCUCGCCUCCAUCUCCAUCGCCAACACCGUCGUCGUCGGCUUCAACUUCGGCCUCAUGCUGGGCAUGGCGAGCGCGCUGGAGACACUGUGCGGGCAAGCGUUCGGCGCGAAGAAAUACCACAUGCUGGGGGUGUACAUGCAGCGUUCGUGGAUCGUGCUGUUCCUGUGCGCGGUGGUGCUCCUGCCCAUGUACUUCUUCGCCACCCCGAUCCUCCGCCUGCUGGGGCAGCCCCCCGAAUUGGCGGCGCAGGCCGGGGACGUGUCGAUGUGGCUCAUCCCCCUCCACUUCUCCUUCGCCUUCCUCUUCCCCCUGCAGCGCUUCCUGCAGUGCCAGCUCAAGAACGCCGUCAACGCCGUCAUCUCCGCCGUCGCGCUCGUCGUGCACGUCUUCGUCACGUGGCUCUUCGUGUCGCGCAUGCAGCUCGGCCUCGUCGGCACCGCCGCCACCCUCAACUUCUCCUGGUGGGUCGCCGCCUUCCUGCAGUUCGCCUACGUCGCCUGCGGUGGCUGCCCCGACACCUGGAAGGGCUUCUCCCUUGAGGCCUUCGCCGGCCUCUGGGAGUUCCUCAAGCUCUCCGCAGCUUCCGGUGUUAUGUUAUGUUUGGAGAACUGGUACUAUAGAAUACUUAUCUUGUUGACGGGGAACUUGAAGAACGCCGAGAUAGCUGUGGAUGCCCUUUCCGUAUGUAUGAGCAUAAAUGGAUGGGAGCUGAUGAUUCCUUUGGCCUUCUUCGCUGGUACAGGAGUCCGAGUUGCCAACGAACUUGGUGCGGGGAAUGGAAAGGGCGCCCGAUUUGCGACGAUAGUUUCCGUGGUAACUUCAAUUAUAAUAGGCCUCUUCUUCUGCGUCUUGAUCAUGAGUCUCCACGACAAGUUCGCGCUAAUCUUCACGUCAAGUGAAGUAGUAUUAGAAGCAGUCGAUAAGCUUUCUAUUCUAUUGGCUUUCACUAUCCUCCUAAACAGCAUACAACCUGUUCUAUCCGGUGUAGCUGUGGGGUCUGGGUGGCAAGCUUUGGUGGCUUAUGUUAACAUUGGGUCAUACUAUCUCAUUGGAAUUCCUUUGGGAGUUCUUAUGGGAUGGCUCUUCCAUUUGGGGGUUUUGGGUAUAUGGGCCGGAAUGAUUGGUGGAACUGCAGUUCAAACAUUAAUACUCGCAUAUCUAACGAUCCGGUGUGAUUGGGAUAAGGAGGCUAUGAAAGCAAGCACAAGGAUGGAGAAACAGGCCGAGCUGAAGUGAAAAAUGCAGCAUUUGUUUAUCCAUAUAAUGAACCAACAAAUGAUUCACUUAAUCAAAGUUUGGUUCACAUUAUUGUUGUCGACGAAUUAGAAGUAGAGAAGUGACGUAUCGCUUGCUUGAACCAAAUAUAGUUCAAGCCUUAAAUUUGAUUUUCCCCCUCCUUUUAUGGUUAUGUAGAUAAUUUCAGAUCAGAUAUACAUAUUCCUUAUUUCUUCCUUUGUCAUUUUUAAUGAAUAAUUAUUAACUAAUAGAUCAGUUA
Messenger RNA from Ananas comosus (pineapple), 1940 nucleotides. RefSeq names its product protein DETOXIFICATION 27-like. Gene Ontology annotation, cellular component: membrane. Gene Ontology annotation, molecular function: xenobiotic transmembrane transporter activity; antiporter activity. The record is from RefSeq and is a predicted model, not a curated record. Gene Ontology annotation, biological process: xenobiotic detoxification by transmembrane export across the plasma membrane. NCBI's taxonomy places the organism in Eukaryota, Viridiplantae, Streptophyta, Magnoliopsida, Poales, Bromeliaceae. The transcript is spliced from 8 exons. The coding region runs from base 239 to 1681 and encodes 480 amino acids.